Molecule: messenger RNA, 368 nt
Organism: Protopolystoma xenopodis
Lineage: Eukaryota; Metazoa; Platyhelminthes; Monogenea; Polystomatidea; Polystomatidae
Source: the annotation of a GenBank genome assembly
CUGUACAUAAUCUAAAUGGCGUGACAUUAUAUGGCAAUCUGAUUCGCUGUAACUUCUCAAAACAUUUCCACAUUAAAAUAUCUGCACCCGAGCACCAGACAAAAAUGUCCACUGAAAAUAAUUCUGUCUUUAAUGGCACGACUUCAAAUGGACUUCAUACUGCCUCCACAAAUGACGCGAGUUCAACUACCCGAAGUUAUUCCAAUCAUAGAUUACAUCGAUACAAGCGGGCUUUUUCUCGAAACCAUCAAAAUAUCUACCCCCCGAGCUCCGUGCUGCACGUCUCUAAUCUGCCCGAAUCAACUACUGAGACAGAACUGUUAGAUGUCUUUCAAAUUUCCUGGCUUCAUGCCUUUCCUCUUGCUUAA